This is a messenger RNA of Galendromus occidentalis (western predatory mite), 2000 nucleotides long. RefSeq names its product Hexamethylene bisacetamide inducible (gene Hexim). Gene Ontology annotation, biological process: negative regulation of transcription by RNA polymerase II; negative regulation of cyclin-dependent protein serine/threonine kinase activity. Gene Ontology annotation, cellular component: nucleus; nucleoplasm; cytoplasm. Gene Ontology annotation, molecular function: 7SK snRNA binding; cyclin-dependent protein serine/threonine kinase inhibitor activity. The annotation marks the transcript as partial. The record is from RefSeq and is a predicted model, not a curated record. The transcript is spliced from 3 exons. Lineage: Eukaryota; Metazoa; Arthropoda; Arachnida; Mesostigmata; Phytoseiidae.
UCGCUCGGACAAAAAAAACAUGCAUCAGAGAAGAAAGCAGCUGAGCUCGACAACAACCCUGACGGGAGACGUCUCCACCACAGGCGAAGGAGGAGAACGCACUCCUUCAAAAAGUCGAAUUCGACAGGGUCUUGGCAGGAGCGACGAGAUGAUAUUCGUCGUCGGAGAGCUGCUCUCCGUAGGCAGUCGUUGGGGCUAUCCGUAGCUCCAUACAACACGAACCAGUUCCUGAUGGAAGAGCAUCAAGGCGAAGUCGAUGAAGAGGAUCUCGUCCAUCCUCGGCGAAAACGAGGCGAUAGCUUCAAUUCGGUGGACUCAUUUGGAGAUGACUACAAUUCGUCGUCGUUCGAAGACGACGAGUAUUUACACGCUCAGUUUUGCGCUGAGUACGAUUCUGUGGCUUCGGAGCGGCUGCACGCGAUGAGCAAAGCUGAACUGGUCCACGAAUACCUUUUGCUCGAGGCAAGAAUAGACUCGUUGGAGGAGGAGCUGAAAGUUGUGAAGAAAGCCGAGGAAACCGAUCAACCCAUGGAAAUUCAAGCAACCGAAGAGGAUAUCGCCAAGAUCAGCGUUUUCCAGCAGGAGAUUUCGAAGCUUCUUGAAGAAAAUCGUCGACUCCAAAUGGAAAAUGAUAAUCUUCAGCAGAAUGUCGUCGUUGUACAGGGAGCUGCCGGUGGUGCGGCGGAGGGAGACGAAGAAUCUAUUUCAGUCGACGAUCAGUAAUAUCCGGCUCUUCACUGAACAGUUGAUUGUCUCCGGCCUGGUCUUGUACGGAUACUGCCGGAAUGUCUCGACGAUGAUGACGAUGAUCGUCAUACAGAAACAGCGUUCUCUUCCAAGCAGCAUUGUGAUGAUCUCGAUGUUUUAUGCUGUCUAUUGCGGCAUUUGAACUCCACAAGAUGGAUAUAUAUUUCUACCAAAUUCACUUCAGUGCCACUGCUUGGGGGAGAUUGAGUGAGAGUCAGAGCAUGUGCGAAGAUUGAAGAAAGUCAAUUGAUCCGCGGCGUACUUGGCUACGUGAGAGGAACCAAGUUUGUUCCGGUUGCUUCCGGUCUUACACUAUCACGGAAGUGAAAUGCAUCACACGUACAGUUGCAACUCGUUUUGUUGCCAACAGAGAGAGGAUGUGUGUUUUUUGUUUCUUUCUCUUUUCUGGAACGAUUGUACAUCAACAAUCCUGAGCCAGUUGAUCAUGAGCCAGUCGUCCUGAGAAGGCACGACGCGAGGCAAAUGUGCGAAUGGGACAAAUAUACAUCGUUGUCCAUUGCGUCGUUCUCUCGAAUUCAUCACGAAUGGCACACAGCCCCGAAGGAAUGCAUGGAAUAGAAUGAACAAGGAGCGAGAGUCCGUGGUUGACAGUGCCUGAAGGGACCCUUAUUGGUCGAAUCUCCUCAAGUCGCGGGAUAUCGGAGAUUUCUACGAGAUACCAUUGUGGAAUCUGUUUUCAUCCAGCAUGGAGAUCGAAACAGGGAAUUUGUUCGACGUGGAGAUUGUGUACGACAUGGACUUGAUGUCGGGGCUUCGUUUUGGAACCUCAUAUGCACCUCAUGAGUAUCGUGGACAUCAUCGUGGAGACGGAUAACGAGUCUCGUCUCGAGUCCUCGAUGCCUUGGACGACUUUUGAUUUUUUCCCCAAUCGAUUCAGUUCAAUUUUCCCGUCUCGUUCGGCUUGACUGCCUCCUCAGUCGCAAGGUCACCCGUGACGAAUAUCUUCUGAUUAUUUUUUUCUCGAUUAUUCUCCAUCCAUGUUUUGUUCCAACAGAGGAAUUCUCUAACCCUCUUUCUUUAUUUUCGACCCAAGAAUUUCUAUGAGUCCGAGAGAAUGAUCGUAUCUUCCGUAUUGGGAUACUUCUCGUACGUGAGUGAUGGAGGCCUGAGUGGAAAGGUGAUGAUGGAAACAACAACGCCACCUCUGUGAUUACGAUGUGAUCGAAAAUUUUUUAUGUUACUACGGUAAACACGGAAUAAAGCGACAAAAAUUAUAUUUGCCCUUUAAAAAA